Messenger RNA from Lactuca sativa (garden lettuce), 2170 nucleotides. Its product is annotated as xyloglucan galactosyltransferase MUR3-like. Lineage: Eukaryota; Viridiplantae; Streptophyta; Magnoliopsida; Asterales; Asteraceae. Gene Ontology annotation, molecular function: glycosyltransferase activity. The record is from RefSeq and is a predicted model, not a curated record.
ACAGAAUAAUCUAUUAUCUCCUCAUUGCCACCACUCUCUCUCUCUCUCUCUCUCUCUCUCUCUCUCUCUCUCUCUCUCAAUUUAGUCAAGUUAGAAUCAUAACUGAAUUUGAAGCGUUAAUCGAUCCAGUUUUACUACGGUUAUAUAUCAAUAGUUUCUUGAUUGAACGAAACUAGUUAACAGUUUGAUUUACAUUCAUCACCUGGAGAUUUUCAGUGAUUUGUUUUUUCUGAAUCUAACAAGACGCCAUCGACCAGCCAGAAAUAGCAUCCAUGGCGAAGGGCAGCAGCCAUGUGUUCCAACAAUCUAGUAUAAUGUGUGUAUUUGGAUUACUUUGUGCUCUCUUUUGGUUUUGCUUAUUAUACUCCCCUUUCGGUGUUUUCCAAGGUAGAACUUUCUGGAGCAGCAGUCUUCAAAUCAGUCCCACCUCAAACCAAUCUAGGAUUCAAGAAUCUAUACCUAUUCCUGUUGUUAGUCACGAACCCGAGAAUGUCGAAUCCGAAUCGGCUGUUUCUCCAUCCAAAACCCCAAAGGUUUUCCCUUUUAUGAAAGCAUUAAGAACCAUAGACAAUAAGAGUGACCCCUGUGGUGGAAGGUACGUUUAUGUUCAUGAUCUUCCUUCCAGAUUCAAUGAAGAUAUGGUGAAGGAAUGUGGUGGCAUUAACAGAUUCUUCGAUAUGUGUAAGUUCAUUAAUAAUUCUGGGCUUGGACCGCCAUUAGAGAAUACGGAAGGUGUGUUUUCUGUUAAUGGAUGGUACGCCACCAAUCAGUUCACCCUCGACGUCAUCUUCAGAAACCGAAUGAAACAAUACGAAUGCCUGACCAACGAUUCGUCAAUGGCAGCCGCCAUUUUCGUUCCAUUUUACGCAGGGUUUGAUGCUUCGAGAUAUCUUUGGGGGUAUAACACAUCCGUAAGGGAUGCUGCGUCGCUUGAUCUUGUUGAUUGGUUGCAGAAUAGAGAUGAAUGGAAAGUGAUGAACGGAAAAGAUCAUUUUCUCGUCGGAGGAAGAAUCACUUGGGAUUUCAGGAGAUUAAGCAACAAAGACACCGAUUGGGGAAACAAUUUCUUAUUCUUACCAGCUUCCAAGAACAUGUCAGUUCUUCUCAUAGAAUCAAGUCCAUUUAAUUCAAACGAUUUCGCCAUUCCAUACCCUACUUACUUCCAUCCAUCAAAAGAUUCCGAUGUUUUCACUUGGCAAAACCGGAUGAUGAAACUUGACCGGAAAUGGCUGUUCUGUUUCGCCGGAGCUCCACGUCCAGGUAACCCGAAAUCAAUUCGAAGUCUUUUAAUCGAUCAAUGCAAGAAUUCAAACUCCGGGAAGCUUUUAGAAUGUGGAAAUGAUGAAAGCAAGUGUCAUUCCCCAAGUAAUAUAAUGAAAAUGUUUCAACGUUCGGUUUUCUGCUUACAACCACCUGGCGAUUCAUAUACACGAAGAUCAGCUUUCGAUUCGAUUUUGGCAGGUUGUAUCCCGGUUUUCUUUCAUCCCGCUUCGUUUUACACGCAGUACACGUGGCAUCUCCCGAAGAAGUACACAAAGUAUUCCAUUUUUAUCCCGGAAGACGAUAUUCGCCGGAAUAUCAGCAUCGAACAGCGGUUAGGUCAAAUCGAUUCCGAAACUGUAAAGAUGAUGAGGAAGGAGGUGGUGGAUUUGAUUCCGAGGUUGAUAUAUGCAGAUCCUAAUUCCAGAUUGGAGAGUUUAAAAGAUGCAUUUGAUGUAUCUGUGGAAGCGGUUAUCAACAAGGUGACGAAAUUGAGAAAGGAUUUGGUUGCUGGGCGGAGGAAUAAUGGUGGUUUUAUUGAAGAACUUAGUUGGAAAUAUGCCUUGCUAGAAGAAGAAGAAGAAGAAGAAGAAGAAGAUGAGGAGAGUGCGGGUGUUCAUGAAUGGGAUCCUUUUUUCUCUAAACCAAAACAGCAAACUUGAUCAUAACUGCACGGAGGUAUAAAUUGGAUUAUUAAUAGCUACCAUGCUUUCCAUUUGCAUGCCCAUUUGGUUUAAAAGAAGCAAUGUAUUGUCUAUCCUCUUAACUUUAGCUUAGCUUAAUUUUCGAUAAUCUUAUAAUUUGUUAAAAAAUAUCAUUGUAGGUUUAAGAUACCAUUUAUCAAAAAAUUGUUCAAAAAAUAUCAUUGUUGGUUUACAUUAAACAUGCUCUGGUUGCUGAUGAAUUGAAA